Molecule: messenger RNA, 755 nt
Organism: Talaromyces proteolyticus
Lineage: Eukaryota; Fungi; Ascomycota; Eurotiomycetes; Eurotiales; Trichocomaceae
Exons: 1
Coding region: 133-597 (154 amino acids)
Source: RefSeq, a predicted model, not a curated record
GCUGCCUUUCUCUUUAUCUCUGUGCAGUUUAAAUAAGCAUUCUUUUACAGAUCUGUAUACCUCUCAUUAUCUUUUCUCAAUUCCUCUUUAGACUUUUUCACUCCUUUGAAACAACACGUCUAAAUUACCACAAUGAAGUUCACAUCUACCUUGACUGCCUCGGCACUUGUGCUCGCCUCUCAAACCAUGGCGAUGCCCGUCGAGAAGCGCGAUAUCCCAUCCUCCUACUACAACGACAUGCCGAUCACUGGCUCAAUUUUCGCAUUUGGUGAUGACGCCUCCUGCAAUCAAGUUUUCUACAAUUCUGGUAGCUGCGGCUUUUCUACCUACUUUCCCUCGUUGAAUCCUAGCUCGACCGGUGCCGAACUGAUCGCUUUGUCCGCAUCUGUCAUGGACCAGUUUGGCGCCGCUCAGAAUGACGAGCUGUGUGGCAAGACAAUUGAAAUUACCGGACCUAACGGCGUAACUAAGCAAGCUGUUAUUGCCGACAGGGCCGGUGCUGACAUUAUUGAUAUGUGCUCUGGUCUCUGGACGGCCUUCGGAAGCCAGGACGGCGACGGAACCAACAUCCAAAUUCAGUGGAAAGUUGUUCAGUAGUCAUCUUGCUGACAUUGGAGACCGCAACGUUUCCGUAUCUUGAUUUCAAGCUCAUCGACACUUUUGUUAAUUCGGGAUCAAGCGGCUGCAUAAUUCGAACUGCGGAUGCGGUUGGUUGGGCCAUUCAACUGCGGAUAACAAGGAUGGUUGGGUGCGCU